This is a messenger RNA of Hordeum vulgare subsp. vulgare (domesticated barley), 1600 nucleotides long. RefSeq names its product myb family transcription factor PHL11-like. Bases 492 to 1334 code for a protein of 280 amino acids. The record is from RefSeq and is a predicted model, not a curated record. The transcript is spliced from 6 exons. Gene Ontology annotation, molecular function: DNA binding; DNA-binding transcription factor activity. Lineage: Eukaryota; Viridiplantae; Streptophyta; Magnoliopsida; Poales; Poaceae.
CCGCGCCCGCACCGCACGCAUGAUCGACCGAGCACACGAUGCUGCGGCAUGCGAUGCGAUGCCCGGCCUCCGGUUCGGUUCAUGCUCUCUCGCCCGCCCGCCUCGGCGCCCAUCCCUCUCCCCUCCCACCUGUCCAUACAUCGCCGCACCGCACCUCCUCCCCGCGUCUCUAUCUACGCCCACGUCCAGCCAUAUAGAUAGCUAGCAGCACGCAUUCCCAUCACGAAUCCUCCUCGGGCUUGGCCGAAUUCCCACGCCAACUCCACACGGCACCAGAUUCGCGCCGCACCGUGCCCGCCAGCCGGCCGGCCGCGCGCUCGCGCUCGCGCUCUAGCCAGAGCUAGCUGCGGCACGCACCCCAUUGCUGCGUCGGGAGACACGCCGCCACUUGAUCGGCAACGAGAGGAAGCUAGCUAGCUAGCUUGCUUCGCUAACUAGGAGGCGAGGAGCGCGCGUCACCGGACGGAAGCGAGAGCUCGCUGGAGAUCAUCAUGUUCGAGGGGAUGGAGCGGGCGGGGUACGGCGUGGGCGCCGGGGUGGUGCUGUCGCGGGACCCCAAGCCCCGGCUGCGCUGGACGCCCGACCUGCACGAGCGCUUCGUCGAGGCCGUCACCAAGCUCGGCGGGCCCGACAAGGCGACGCCCAAGUCGGUGCUGAGACUGAUGGGCAUGAAAGGGCUCACCUUGUACCACCUAAAGAGCCAUCUUCAGAAAUACAGGAUGGGAAAGCAGAGCAAGAAAGACACAGGCUUCGAAACCAACAGAGGAGCCUUCGCCGCGCAGGGCAUCAGUUUCUCCUCUGCGGUGCCUCCAAACGCUCCGUCCGCUGGGAACAGCAACAUGGGAGAAACGCCGCUCGCGGACGCGCUAAGAUAUCAAAUCGAAGUCCAAAGGAAGCUGCACGAACAGCUCGAGGUUCAGAAGAAGUUGCAAAUGCGCAUCGAGGCGCAAGGGAAAUACCUGCAAACGAUCCUGGAGAAGGCCCAGAAGAACCUCUCAUACGAAGCAGGCGGAGACGCAAACCUAGAGACGACCAGGUCGCAGCUCACCGACUUCAACCUAGCACUCUCGGGGUUCAUGGACGACGCGACGCAGGCGUGCCAGCAGAACGAUGGAGAGCUGGCCAAGGCCUUGUCCGAGGACAGCCUCAGAGCCGGCAACCUGGGCUUCCAGCUCUACCAUGGAGUCCAGGACGGCGAGGACGUGAAAUGCGCCACGGACGAGGACCUGCUCCUGCUGGACCUGAACAUCAAGGGCGGGUACGAUCAUCGGCUGUCCUCCCACGGCAUGCGGCGCGGCGCCGUGGAUCUUGCCGUCGGCCAGCACAGAAGGUAAAUGUGUUUCAGUAGAAGGGCGAGCUUAGUUUGAUUCGAGGGUUGAGUUCCCUACGAGAGAUACUUUUGGCGGUCCCGAGGGAUGCUGGUUUGCGGUUGCUGGUCCCGCGUACGUAUGCUAAUGUGAAAAAUCUGUGGAAAUUAAGAUCGAGGCUUCGAAUAAAUGUAGCUAGAUAACCAUCGAGUGUGAGAUCUGAUUACACUGUAUACGUACUUCCUGCAAUUCUAAUCGACUAGAAACAUAGCAUCAUGGGGUGUUUUUGCUGC